Molecule: messenger RNA, 1561 nt
Organism: Phragmites australis (common reed)
Lineage: Eukaryota; Viridiplantae; Streptophyta; Magnoliopsida; Poales; Poaceae
Exons: 2
Coding region: 179-1492 (437 amino acids)
Source: RefSeq, a predicted model, not a curated record
CAUGCAACGACAGCUGAUUCUCUGCAAAGACUCGCUCGUCACGCGCGCCGGACUCGCUCAACGCCAACGGAAUCGCUCGCCGCGGCUCCGCACGCCCAGCGCCAACUACGCCGCAUAUAGCUCACGAAUCCGUUAGCAAACACUACGGCUGUACGUGUAUAAAUACAACCCUAUAUUGAUGAAUACAAGCAGCGGAUCCAAUCCUCUUCUACAUGGUAUCAGUGACCGAAAGAUCUCCCAUAGCAAUCCGUUCACCUCCGCUUCCGCGUCCAUGGCCACCUCUCCGGCCCGCUCUCCUGCUGCCUCCGAUUCCCCCCUCGACGGCGUCACGCUGCCUCCCGCUCCGGCCUCCGUCGUCCAAACCAUUAACAUCAGGUCGCACGUCCCGGUGACCCUCGACAUCAACGACUCCAACUACAGCCAGUGGCGAUGCUUCUUCGAUUCCGUCCUCGGCAAGUUCGGCCUCACCGCACACGUCUCUUCGCCGCCCGCUCUGGAUCAGCGCGACGCAGACUGGGUGAUGACCGACCACGUAGUCGUCAAUUGGAUCUACACCACCAUCUCAAAGAACGUCUUCGACAUCAUUUACCGGCCGCGCUCUUCCGCAUUUGCCGUCUGGGACCCCGUCGAAAGUCUCUUCCGCGACAAUGAGCUCCAGCGCGCCGUCUACCUCGAAGCCGAAUUCCGCACUCUCCAGCAGGGCGAGACGACCAUAACCGACUAUACUGCUCGACUAAAGACGCUCGCCGACAACCUGCGCGACGUCGGCCAGCCCGUCUCCGAGCCCAGCCAGGUGCUGAACUUGCUCCGCGGCCUCAAUCCGAAGUACCGGCACGUGAAGCCUGUCAUCACUGCCAAAUUCCCGCCGCAUACGUUUAUGAGCGCCCGUUCCUACCUUCUCUUGGAGGAACUGUGCGCUCAUCACGACGAAAAGAUGGAUGCUGGCCAGGCUCUCUACGCCGGCCACUGCUCGUCCUCCAACAAUGCCGCUGGGGACACCGACGCCUCUCCGCGCUCAGGCGGCCUCAGGAACGGAUCACGCACCAAAAAGCGCGGCCGCGGCCGCAACUCCGGCUCCAGCGCCAACGGCGGACUCGGCCGUUACAACAACACCGCCAACAACUCCGCCGGCCCCCCUAGGCACCCUAAUGCCCCGGGGCUUCCUUGGGCCGCGGGCUACAACCCAUGGACCGGCCUGGUUCAGGCCUGGCCAAUGCCCUUCCGUGCGCCCGGCUCUGGUGUCUUAGGCCCUCGUCCGCCAUUUCAACCCCAGCAGGCAAUGGCAGCACAGCACCAACUCGACCUCCCCGGCCCAGGCGCUUCGUCGUCUUCUUCCUGGGAUCAGCAAGCGCUGUUGAGUGCGCUCAACUCCGUCGGCGUUCCGGCACAGGCCCCGCCGAGCUCCAGCGACUGGUACAUGGACACCGGCGCCUCCGCGCACAUGUCGAACGCACCUGGAUCUUCCAACUCAAACUGUGACGCUCCGCUGUGAUAGCUCUGGAGAACUCUACCCUCUGCGCCUGCCUCCACAGCUCGCUCUCAGCGCGUCAUCGGCAGUCGA